AUGGCCACCGAGGCUGACCCACCGCCCGACCUCAAUAGCCGGGUGCGAAGUGCUAGCGCGAGUUUUCUUCGUGCAGCUCGUGCCGGAAAUUUCGACAAGGUGUUGGAACUCUUACGUGGAGGCACCGACAUCAACACAUGUAACGCGAACGGAUUGAAUGCCCUGCAUUUGGCAUCGAAAGAGGGUCACAGCGAGGUCGUCAGAGAACUGCUGAAACGAGGCGCUCAUGUGGACUCAGCCACUAAGAAAGGUAACACGGCUCUACAUAUCGCCUCAUUAGCUGGUCAAUCACUGAUAGUCACAAUUCUUGUUGAAAAUGGAGCUAAUGUUAACGUCCAGUCACUCAACGGAUUCACACCGCUAUACAUGGCCGCCCAGGAAAAUCACGAGGAUGUGGUCAGAUUCCUGUUGUCACAUGGCGCUAACCAAGCGCUUUCAACUGAGGAUGGCUUCACGCCUCUUGCGGUCGCACUACAGCAAGGUCAUGAUCGGGUUGUAGCAGUCCUUCUAGAAAAUGACGCACGCGGCAAAGUGCGUCUACCAGCUCUUCAUAUCGCAGCAAAGAAGGAUGAUAUUCGAGCUGCGACGCUUUUGCUUCAAAAUGAGCAUAACGCUGAUGUGACUUCAAAAUCGGGUUUCACACCGCUUCACAUUGCUGCUCAUUAUGGUAACGAGAAUGUCGCACAGCUUCUUAUCGAUAAGGGCGCAAAUGUGAACUACCAAGCACGACACAAUAUUAGUCCACUCCAUGUCGCGACGAAGUGGGGACGGACGAAUAUGGUCGAGCUUCUUCUAAAACAUGGAGCUAUAAUUGAUUCGCGGACGCGAGAUCUACUUACACCGCUUCAUUGUGCAUCCAGAAGUGGACAUGAUCAAGUUGUGGAUUUACUUCUGGAAAAAGGUGCUCCAAUAAGCGCAAAAACAAAGAAUGGACUUGCUCCUUUGCACAUGGCUGCGCAGGGCGAUCACGUUGACUCUGCCCGGAUUCUUCUGUAUCAUCGAGCUCCAGUCGAUGAUGUUACUGUCGACUAUCUCACACCUUUACAUGUUGCUGCUCAUUGCGGUCAUGUCAGAGUAGCUAAACUACUACUGGAUAGAAAUGCUGAUCCGAAUGCUCGAGCAUUGAAUGGGUUUACUCCCUUACACAUCGCUUGUAAAAAGAAUCGUAUUAAGGUUGUUGAAUUAUUGCUGAAAUACCACGCAUCGAUCGAAGCGACUACCGAAUCUGGUCUUUCACCUCUUCACGUGGCUUCAUUCAUGGGAGCCAUUAACAUCGUCAUCUAUCUUCUUCAGCAAGUUUGUAAUCAAUCAGUUCACAUGCGUGGUGAGACGCCUUUACAUUUGGCAGCACGUGCAAAUCAGACUGAUGUCGUCCGUGUUCUUAUCAGGAAUGGGGCUAAGGUCGAUGCUCAAGCACGCGAAUUACAAACACCGCUUCAUAUUGCAAGUCGUCUCGGAAACACAGAUAUCGUCGUUCUACUGCUCCAGGCGGGUGCGAAUUCCAAUGCUGCAACGCGGGAUCAAUACACACCCCUACACAUCGCUGCAAAAGAGGGUCAGGAAGAAGUGGCAGCUAUCCUUCUGGAUCAUAACGCUGAGAAGAGUGUGCUUACCAAGAAGGGAUUUACUCCACUUCACCUUGCCAGCAAAUACGGGAAUGUGGAAGUAUGUAGCCAAACUACUUUUGGAACGCGGAACACCGUUUCUUUGUGGCUUUUCUUGCAUGGGAAUGUUGCUAUGCUUCUUCUGGACCAUGGAGCUUCUGCUAGGGCAGCGGCGAAGAACGGCUACACGCCAUUGCACAUCGCAGCAAAAAAGAAUCAAAUGGAUAUCGCUACCACGUUACUGCAGUACCAUCCGGAUCCGAAUGCAAAAUCCCGUGCAGGCUUUACUCCUCUUCAUUUGGCUGCGCAAGAAGGGCACCGCGAAAUGUCGGCUGUUCUGAUUGAGAAUGGAUCUGAUGUUGGGUCUAAGGCUAACAAUGGACUGACAGCAAUGCAUUUGUGCGCUCAAGAAGACCGAGUUCCCGUUGCAGAAGAGCUGGUAAAACAUGGUGCUGACGUAAAUUGCAAGACAAACGCCGGCUACACUCCGUUGCACGUAGCUUGUCAUUUUGGACAGCUGAAUAUGGUUCGUUUCCUUGUUGAACAUGGGGCUAACUUGGGUGAGACCACUCAUGCCAGCUACACGCCGCUGCACCAGGCAGCUCAACAAGGUCAUAAUCACUGUGUACGAUACUUGCUUGAACAUGGAGCAUCACCAAACGUGCAAACAACGAACGGGCAGACGCCUUUGUCAAUCGCACAACGAUUGGGUUACGUUUCUGUGGUCGAGACACUGAAAACCGUGACGGAAACUACAGUAAUCACUGAAACAACAACAGUGGCCGAAGAUCGUUACAAACCGCAGAAUCCAGAGGCGAUGAAUGAAACGAUGUUCUCGGAAAGCGAAGAUGAAGGAGCCGCCGCUGAACAUGAAGCCGCUACGGCUCACGUUAAGGACUUCUCCGAUACACUUACACAAGGCUUGGCUGAUUCAACAGGUGUGCACAUGAUUCACACCGGCGAACAGGCACAACCAGUACUUACUGGCAUGAAUGACACCUCGGCACUAGAUCAUUCAUUUGCCGCUAACGACAACGUUCCUAUCGGACAUCAUAUUGCUCAGCCUAGCUUCCUGAUCUCAUUCUUAGUCGAUGCUCGCGGUGGCGCGAUGCGAGGAUGCCGUCAUUCCGGUGUACGUAUCAUCAUUCCGCCGCGAAAAGCCAGCCAACCUGUUCGGGUCACUUGUCGAUAUCUUAGGAAGGACAAGUUAGCACAUCCGCCACCACUCAGUGAAGGCGAAGAACUGGCUUCAAGAAUUCUCGAGAUGGCUCCUGCAGGUGCCAAAUUCCUUGGACCAGUCAUUCUAGAGGUGCCACAUUUCGCAUCUCUUCGGGAUCGUGAACGUGAAAUAGUAAUUCUGCGAUCGGAUGACGGUCAACAUUGGAAAGAACAUCAACUCGAGGCGACCGAGGACGCGGUUCAGGAGGUGCUGAACGAGUCUUUCGACGCUGAAGAAUUGGCUCAACUCGAUGAUCUCCACACACCUAGAAUCACUCGAAUUCUCACUAAUGAUUUCCCAAUGUACUUUGCUGUUGUUACGCGUGUUCGACAAGAGGUUCACUGUGUUGGACCCGAGGGCGGUGUGAUUAUGUCAUCGGUCGUACCACGGGUUCAAGCGAUUUUCCCGGAUGGAUCUCUCACGAAGACUAUUAAAGUGUCAGUACAAGCGCAGCCGGUGCCACAAGACAUGGUAACUCGACUACAUGGCAAUCGUGUUGCCGUUUCGCCGAUUGUCACUGUAGAACCGCGUCGCCGGAAAUUCCACAAACCCAUAACCUUGUGUAUUCCAUUGCCGCAAAGCAGCAACAAGGGAAUGCUGACACAGUAUUCUGGACAACCUGGACAAGAACCACCGACUCUUCGACUACUUUGUUCUAUUACUGGAGGUUCUGCUCCAGCUCAAUGGGAAGAUAUUACUGGCACAACUCAGCUCACAUUUACCGGAGAUGAGGUAUCCUUCACAACGACGGUGUCUGCUCGAUUCUGGCUAAUGGAUUGUCAAACACCUCGUGAUGCUGCUCGAAUGGCACAAGAAGUCUAUAACGAAGCUAUAUGCAUUCCUUAUAUGGCUAAAUUUGCCGUUUUUGCGAGGAGAACAUUCCCUGUGGAGGGUCAGCUGAGAGUGUUCUGUAUGACGGAUGAUAAAGAAGAUAAGACACUUGAAAAGCAGGAACACUUCAAGAUGAUUGCGAAGUCUCGUGAUGUAGAGGUGUUAAAAGGAAAACACCAGUUCCUAGAAUUUUCUGGGAAUCUCGUACCAGUGACAAAGAGUGGGGAUCAACUGAGCCUGUUUUUCUUACCGUUUCAGGAAAAUCGCCUUGCUUUCAUGGUUAAGACCCGUAACAAAGAUGACACUGAAGCGGCCACUGAAGGACGAAUUGCGUUUAUGACUGAACCAAAAAUUCGCUCCGAGUCCUUAGCACCUCAGCAACCGAUCUGCACGCUUGCAAUUUCGUUACCAGAAUAUACUGGUGAACAACAAAAAGUGGUGAUUAAAAAGGAUGCCACACCAUUUGAGGUGAAAUACCAAGGUGCACUGGAUAAGGAUCUACCUGAUUUCGUACACAAUAAUGUUCUAAAAGGUAUCGGCGCUGAUUGGCAGCGCUUAGCACGCGCCCUUGAACUUCCAUAUAGAGAAAUCCAGUAUAUUCGUCAGAAUUACCCGGGCAAAGAAAUAACGAACGUGCUAAAGAUUUGGAUCCAUUUGAAAAAAGAAGAGGCUAGCCCUGAGCGUCUGGACAAUGCCUUACGUCGAAUUGGACGUGAUGAUAUCGUCCGGAGCAUUGCUCAUGGCGAAGCAGACACACUCAGUUAUGGAACCGGAAGCGACUCACCAGCCAGUAAACGGUUCGACCCAACAUUUGAUGUACCAGCAACAGUAACUCCUCAUGAAGUGAAACAUGAGGAGACCAUUGUAGAACAUCCUGUGAAAGAGGUUAAAGACGAAGUCUCUGAAGUGCGAACUGUCGUUCGAACAGAACGUCAUGUGCACGACACUGUCGAUGGUCCAAUGGUUGAAGAGAGGACUAUCACGACCACGUACGAGGACGACGUAGCCGUAAACGAACAUGUUGUCGACAGAACAGUGCCAUUGAACGAAGAAGAACAGCGGAAAUGGGAAGAGUUGAAUCGUCUGGCUGGUCAUAAGGCUUAUGUUCAAAAUGAAGAAGAACCAUUAGCGGAAGGAAUAGAGCAGGAAGUGGAUACCGAAAAGCACAUAGAACCCGAUGGUACAGUGGUCACCACGACUACUAUCACCAGCCAUCAUAUUUCGCGUAGGAUUAAACCUCACUUUGUAGGAACAACCCAAAAGAAGGAAACUGCUGAGGAGGGAUUCACAAAUGAGGAUGGAUCGGUGGUUGUGUCGAAAAAAAUGACUCGUGUCGUGACGACAACUAAGACAACGUUACCUGGUCAGCUCCCUUUCCAGAGUGUUCUAAAGUUGUCUUCAAAGGGAUUUAGCUCUUAUGAAUGCAGCAAUUCCUAG
Angiostrongylus costaricensis is the source of this 5091-nucleotide messenger RNA. The record is from the annotation of a GenBank genome assembly. Lineage: Eukaryota; Metazoa; Nematoda; Chromadorea; Rhabditida; Metastrongylidae.